Molecule: messenger RNA, 1080 nt
Organism: Vanessa atalanta (red admiral)
Lineage: Eukaryota; Metazoa; Arthropoda; Insecta; Lepidoptera; Nymphalidae
Gene: Pcna
Product: proliferating cell nuclear antigen
Exons: 7
Coding region: 140-922 (260 amino acids)
Biological process (GO): leading strand elongation; translesion synthesis; regulation of DNA replication
Cellular component (GO): PCNA complex
Molecular function (GO): DNA polymerase processivity factor activity; DNA binding
Source: RefSeq, a predicted model, not a curated record
CGCUACUUUUUCCCGCUUGUAACCGGCUUGUCUGUCAAAUUUCGAAGCGGUCAGCGACAUCAACGCUUGCUUGCAACAUAUUAAACGUAAAUUGCAGUAGUUAUUUAUUAUAAAGGACUGAACAAAUAAUUUUGUGAAGAUGUUUGAAGCACGUCUACUCCGUAGCUCAAUCCUGAAGAAAGUUCUGGAGGCUAUCAAGGACCUUCUUACACAAGCAACGUUUGAUUGCGAUGAUAAUGGAAUCCAACUGCAGGCUAUGGACAAUUCACACGUCUCCCUCGUGUCCCUGACUCUCCGAGCAGAUGGUUUUGACAAAUAUCGAUGUGAUAGAAAUAUUUCAAUGGGCAUGAAUUUAGGAAGUAUGUCAAAAAUUCUGAAAUGUGCCGGGGACAAGGAUACAGUGACCAUGAAGGCGCAGGAUAACGCUGAUACAGUCACAUUUGUGUUCGAGAGCCCCAAUCAAGAAAAAGUCUCUGAUUAUGAAAUGAAACUCAUGAAUUUAGAUCUGGAGCACUUAGGUAUCCCAGAAACUGAGUACAGUUGCACAAUCCGUAUGCCAAGUGCAGAGUUUGCGAGAAUCUGCCGUGAUCUGUCACAGUUUGGAGAGUCAAUGGUCAUAUCUUGCACAAAAGAGGGUGUUAAGUUCUCUGCAAGUGGAGAUAUUGGUUCUGCUAAUAUUAAGCUGGCGCAAACAGCAUCCAUAGAUAAGGAGGAAGAAGCAGUUGUCAUUGAGAUGGACGAGCCUGUCACAUUAACCUUUGCCUGCCAGUAUCUCAACUAUUUCACAAAAGCUACAUCAUUAAGUCCACAGGUUCAGCUUUCAAUGUCAGCAGAUGUACCAUUAGUUGUCGAGUACCGCAUUCCUGAUAUCGGCCAUAUCCGUUACUACUUAGCGCCUAAGAUCGAAGAAGAUGACAAUUAGGUUAAAAAUUAUCUUUAAAUAAGUCGUACCUAUGUUUUGCUAUCAUGUUGUAAGAUUACAGAUACAAUGUGUAUUACAAUAAAAUUGUGAUAAUAUCUUGGGAACACAAAGUAUUUACAGUCAAUUUUCUAAUAAAACAACAAUACAUAAUCUUUUAA